Messenger RNA from Leptosia nina, 1158 nucleotides. The record is from the annotation of a GenBank genome assembly. Lineage: Eukaryota; Metazoa; Arthropoda; Insecta; Lepidoptera; Pieridae.
AUGCUUCUGCUGGUACUGAUGACCAUCAUUACCUCAUCAUUGACAAAUGCCUUCGAUCCUAAACCUGAUAUUGGACUGCCAUCAGGUUUAGUUCCUGACUGUCCUGGCGCAAUCAAGAAUGCGACAAUAAGAGACACGUCUCUACCCUACCUCCAGGUUACUGUGCAGAGGUUGACAAAUAAGGGCGUUUACACACGCAGCUUGCCCAUCGCAACCGCUCAUAAGAGCAUACUGAGCGAUAAGCAUUUCGAUCUAAAUAAGAAGACGGUGUUUUAUGCGGUGGGGUUUUGGGACAGUUCUGUGUUCCCCCCACAGCAGAGCCAUCGGGAACGUGUACUCGAAGAGGGGUUACAAUGUUCUGGUGACGGAGACGUUCCACUUCCUCACAUAUAUUUAUCCAAAAUAUCCGUUACAGUAAAAGUUGCUAGUUUUAUGUUCUGGCCACGGUAUUCAGCAUUUUCUUAUAACAGAAGGAUAGACAAGUCAGUGCGUCUAGUGCGCAUAAUCGGACGCCGCUUUGGCGAACUCCUUGUGAAAUUGACUCAAGCCGGUCUCCGCCCAGAGAACAUAGAACUGGUCGGAACGAGUCUUGGAGCGCAUAUAGCUAGCCACGCUGCGAAAUACUACAUUUCCGUCAUUGGUAAGAAGCCAUCACGCCUAACCGGUCUGGACCCAGCAGGACCCUGCUUCCGCGGCUUACCAGCUGAAGAGAAAGUGUCCCCCACUGACGCGGACCACGUAGACGUCCUCCACACGAACAUAGACGGCUUCGGGAUAGCUGAACGCCUCGGUCACGUAGACUUUUACGCAAACGGAGGAGAAUACCAACCGGGUGAUAUCCCAUAUAUCCCCUGUCUCGUCAUAUGUAGUCAUUCCAGGUCUUUGUUGUACUGGUGGCAGGCGUUGGAGAAUCCUAAGAGGUUUAUUGGAGUCAAAUGCGGUUCUAUUCAAGAGGCGAGAUCGGCUAACUGCUAUAAUAACACUGAGCUGAAUUAUCUAGGCCUGGACACGAAUUUUAAGAGGUCAGGCAUAUUUUAUUUGCCGACGAACAAUGAGUUUCCGUACCAUAUGGGCAAAGAAGGUCUGAAGCCUGAGAAUGAAAUAUACAAAGCUGUAAGUAGACGAAUCAACGCGGAUGACGAUUUUAGGGCUGUUUGA